AGUCGGUUUGCGUUUGUUCAACAGUACAAACUAAACUUUAAUAACUCUCUAAUAAUACUAAAUAAUAUUAAAAAUAAUUUAUUAAUAAUUUAUAAUAAAUAAAUUAAUUAAAUGAAAAGAAAAAAGAAAAAGUUCAAGUAAAUUUUUUGUGUAAUAUAUUUUAUAAAUAAUUAUUAUUAAAUUACAAAAGUAUUUAUUUAUUUAUUUAUUAUUAUUAUGAGUAAAUAAAUAAAUUAUUCAAGGACAAUAUUAACAACAAAUCGUGAUGCCAGAUCAUUGUUAUUUCUUGCAACAUUCAAGAAGAGUCAAAAAGCAAGAUUGUUAUCGGUUUUGUUUAUCGCGACAGUGACCCUCUGGUGAACCCUUUGAAUAAACCAAUGUAUAAAUUUUUUUUAUUUUAAACAUUUUAUAUACAUAUAAAGACUAUUCACAAAUUUUUUUAUUUUUUAUGAUAUUUAUAAUUUUUUUUAUAUAAAUUAUCGAGGGUUUUGUCGAUCUAAUCGAAAUCAUGCUGAAUAAAUCGAGAUUAAGUGAUGGAUAAAGAUUUACAAGAGUGGGUUUAAUUUUUUUAUUUUUUUUUAACAAACUGUUGGAUUAAUUUUAAAAAAUAAAAUAGUUGUUGUGAUCGAGAAAUAACAUUGACUAUGUUCAAUUAGUCAAUAGUCACGUAUUUGUGGAUAUACUAUUCCCGCGGUAAUUUAAACGUGAUAUUUUUACCAUCAAAUAUAAAAAUUUUAUACUGAAAAAAAAGAGGAAAUUAUACUUUUAUUGAAAAAAAAUUAAUUGGGUUAAAUAACGGAAGUGUGUAUAUGUGAAUUGACCUUGAAAAUAAUUCAAAAUGUCUCAAAGUAAUUGAGUAAUUUUUCAAUUAAAUCUUUGGAGAAUUUUAAUUGUAUUUUUUCUUUUAAAAAUUGUUUUAUGAAUUUAAAUUGAUCUGGUUUGAUACAUGCAAAUCAAUGUCAGUUGAUGCACUGAUGCAUAAUAAUUUAAACUAAAAAGUUUGAUUAUAAAAUUUUAGGAUGUGUGAAAAAAUAAAUUAAUAUUAUUAAAAUUAUAUUUUAAUGUUUACGAAUUUAUUUAUCUUGAUGGCUUCAAAGAUGCCGGUAUGAAGACUAAAAUAUCCUCAAAAGAAUUGGAUGAUCUAUUCGAUGAGGGAGCUAGAUUUCGUGAUACAUCACAACAAAUACAUAAACAAUGGCAAGCAGAUCCAUCACGAACAUUUCCAUCAGUUGGAAAUGCAAAUAUAAAUUCGCAAAAUCCAGGUACAAGUGAUGCAUCAUCAUCAGAUACAUCAAGUCCAACUCCAAGUCCAAAUCAUCAAAGUACACAAAAUGGAACAUAUGAUGAACCGAGAAAUUUGGCAACAAACGUUGUCAAGCAUGUGGUGCAAAAGUCUUCUUCAUCGGUAUCACCGAGAACACCUGGUGUUGGUGCUGAUGCUGGUAUCAUGACAAAUGGUAAAAAUGGACGAGUCAGUGAGGUCAUGGAAUUGUGUUAUGUUACUGAAAGAAUUAUUGCAUUAUGGUACAGAGAUGAUUCACAGGGUGUUUUUGAACAUGCCACUAAUUUAUUGAGAGGAAAACAUGCUGAUAAUUAUAUGAUAUUUAAUUUAUCAUCACCUGGAAGAAAUAAUGAAUCAAAUAUACGAGAAUGUGGUUGGCCUCAUGGUUUAGCACCAAGUUUAGAACGUCUUUGUGCCCUUUGUAAAUCACUUGAUUCAUGGUUAAAUGAAGCAACAAAUAGAGUUGUUGUACUUCAUGCAAGAGGUGCAAAAGAACGUCUUGGUGUUGCUGUAUCAGCAUACAUGAAUUACAUAAGUAUUUGUGGUGGACGUGAUCAGGCACUUGAUAGAUUCGCAAUGCGGAGAUUCUUGGAUGACAAAAUUGGUUCCCUCAGGGUACCAUCCCAUCGAAGAUAUAUUGAGUAUUUCAGUGGUCUUUUAGCUGGACCAUUGAGAAUAAGUCAAUCGCCAUUAUAUUUAACACAUGUUACAGUACUUGGUGUACCAUUAUUUGAACCAACUGGUUGUCGUGCAUUUUUUAAAGUUUAUGAAGGUUUAACACCAGUUUAUACAUCUGAUUUAUACUCUGUUACAAAUGCAAGAGAAUUUACAGUUAAUCUUGGUGGUCUUAGAUUACGUGGUGAUAUAUUGGUCAAGUGUUAUCAUAGAAUUUAUUCAAAACAAAGUAGAGAAACAAUGUUUUCACUUCAGUUUCAUACAUGUGUAAUUACGGAAAAUGUUGUAUCAUUUCCAAGAUCAGAACUUGAUAUUGCGUGUGAUGAUUCACGUUGUCCACCGGACAGUGUUGUUACACUUUAUUUUUCAACUGAUGCAAGACGUCAAGAUGGACCAAUACCAGCACCAACACCAACAGUACCCCAUGCAUCUGCUCAUCAUGAUCCAAUUAUCCAUUGGGACAGUUAUAUCAACCUUGAAAUUAAUGAUGACGAUGAAGGACGUAAUACACCAUUAUCACCACUACCAAAUUCAACAUCAUCUGUACAAACAUCACCUCGUGGAUUGGGUUAUACAUGUGGACCAAUUGAUGGCUCACUUUAUGCUGUGGUUCAUCAGGGUCCUGGUGGAGCUGUACGCGGUUCACCGCUGACGGUAUCUAUGGACAGUGGCAUCAGCAGCGCACCGCCACAGCGACCAAGUCCUCCUGAACCAGAAAUCGAUAAUCAAGCACAUUCUGAUCUUGAUAAACUUCUUCAUGAUAUGAUGAUGACAGUUGAGUCAAUGCCAGAUCCACCAAGUCCAAAUAAUUACAGCCAAAAUAAUAACAAUCAAACAGAUAAAAUGUAUAUAAAUGAUACGCGAAAUUACAGUAGUAAUCCAACAUCAACAUAUUCAACAUUAAAAGAUUCAUCGUAUAGAAGUUACAGUGGUACACAUGAAUCAUCAUCACCACAAUAUGCAUCAAGCAAUAAUUAUGAUACAUUAAAAAAUGAUACAAAUGAUGAUAAUGAUAAAAAAUCAUUUUCACCAACUGGUAAUAUUGAUUUUAUUGAUGAUGAUAUACCAUAUCAUGCACGUCAAACAAGUCAACCGUUUAGUUAUGGUGCAACAAGUGACAUGAUUAAACAUCAAAAACUCUCAUCACCUUCUUUAGUUAGAAAGGCAAUUAUGAGAGGAGGACAAUCAUCAAUUGUUGAUAUUGAUGAUAUUAUUGAUAAUAAUAUACAAAGACCAAUAACACCACUCAGUCCAACAACACCAGAUCCACCACCUGAAUUUGCAAAUGGUUCUAAAUUUAAUGAUCAUCUUGAUGGAUUGUCAUGGUUGAGACAACAACAACUCAAACUAGCAGCAAGACGUGAUGAAAAAAGUCCUGGUAGAAUUUGGCGUCAAGAAAAUGGUAAUCGUGUACUUGGUGAACUUAAAAAUUUACAAAGAAAUCGUACAAGACAAGAUGGUUAUGCUAGUGAUUCAGCUGUACUUGAUGAUGAUGAUGAUAUAUGGAUACCAAGUUCAAUUGCAUCACAGACAACAAGAGGAACUUCAUAUACUUCAGCACCAGCAAGUCCAUUAUUACCACAAAGAUCAUCAUCAAGAAAAUUUAAUAAUGGAACAAUGAAUGGUACAAUUAGUAGACAAAGAGCUGAGAGUGUUAAUGAACGUCCAUUUACAUCAACAUCAUCAAAAAGAUCAUAUGAAUUUAGAAAAUACAACGAUACACAGAACCCUACAUCAUCCCCGCACGCAGCUGUUGAAUUAUUAAAAAUUUCAUCUCAACAAAAUCAAUUAACAUUGGAUAAACAACAACAACAACAACAACAUCAACAUCAUCAUCAACAACAACAGAUACCACCACGUCCAGAAUCAAGAAGUGAUAGUUAUGCUAAAACUGAAUUAAUUAUGAGAGAAAAUUGUCAACUAAAUGGCACAUCAAUUAAUAAUAAAAUAAUUGAUAAUAAUAAUCAUCAUGUAAUUAAAAAUUAUAACAAUAAUAAUCACGAUACACAAAAUAAUAAUAGUAAUAAUAAUCAUGCGACAAUAAAAACUUACAAUGCAUCAGUUCAAAAAAAUUAUAAUAAUAAAAUAAAUGAGAAUGAUAAUGUGGAUAGUGGUUUACUUGCUCUUGUUGAUAAUAAUAGUAUCAAUUAUCAUAAUAAUAAUAAUAUCAAUAAUAAUAUGGAUAAUCCACUUGUCAAUCUCAUUGAAUCAUUGGCUGAGCUAUCACCAAUUAGUUCAAAAUUAUCAAUUAAUAAAGAUGAUAAUAAUCAUCAUCAUAAUUAUCACCAUCAUGUCAUUACAACUUCAAACAAUAACAACAACAACAACAACAACAACAAUAGUGAUGUCAAUACUGAUACUAACAGUUCCCCAAAUCAAUCACCAAAAACAUGGCAGAGUAGUAUACAGUCACAGCAUGAUUCACCAACUUCAUGGACUGAAAGAAGCAAUAGUCCAGGCAGUGCAAUUAUUGGAAGUGCAUCAAGACCACAAACACCAGCAUUUCCAGUACAUCCACGUACUCCAUAUGUCAACAAUUCAUCACCAACAGUUACAUUUGCUAAUGAUAAAAAUUAUAUAUCAUCAAAUAAUUACAACAGCAAUGAUACAACAUUGUCAAAUAAUUAUUCAAUUCACAAUAAUAAUGGUUAUAAUUAUGAUCAUGGUAAUAAUAAUAAUAUCAGUAUGAAUAAUCACAACAACAAUGUUAAUAGUAACAAUAUUAACAACAAUAACAACAACAACAAUCGUGGAUACAUGGGAGACAGAGCAAUUUACAUUGAGGAAAAAAGAGAUCUUUCGAAGGAUACAGGAUUGCCUCCCAAGAGUCCGACAACACAGCGACGCUUGAGUUUUCCGGCAAGCGGAUUGCUUAAACAAACACAUAACAAACGAUGGCAACUCACUAAUCAAUCGGCAUCGUUCGAUUAUAGCAAGGACCGUCCUGUUUCACCGACAAAUGAAAUAAUUAUGUCACAUACAAUAAAUCGCAGUCCAGGUACACCAACUCAUAUUGAUUUUAUGCAAAGUCCAAAAAGUGCAACAUCAUAUACAUCAAUAAAUAGUGGUGGUAAUUCAUCACCAUCAAUUCAACAAUAUGGAUCAAGAAGAUCAAGUGUACAUUCAAAUACAGAACCACAAGAAGUUGCUGAUGUCAAUGUUAAAUUUGUUCGUGAUACCAGUAAAAUAUGGUAUAAACCAAAUAUUUCACGAGAACAAGCAAUUGCAAUGUUAAAAGAUGCAGCACCAGGUACAUUUGUUGUACGUGAUAGCAAUUCAUUUCCUGGUGCAUUUGGUUUAGCACUUAAAGUAUCAUCACCACCACCAGGUGCACCAAGUAGUCCAAAAGAUUCAUCAAAUGAACUUGUACGACAUUUUCUUAUUGAGCCAACAUCACGUGGUGUAAGAUUAAAAGGAUGUGCAAAUGAACCAGUAUUUAGUUCAUUAUCAGCACUUGUUUAUCAACACAGUUUAAUGUCAAUGGCAUUACCAUGUCAAUUAUUACUACCAGAGCCUGAAGCUGCUGCAAGAGCACUUGAUUCACCAUCAAUAAAUAGUCCACAACAAUUAUUGGCUCAGGGUGCAGCUUGCAAUGUUCUGUAUCUUUUCACAAUUGAUACUGAAUCACUUACGGGACCUCAAGCUAUCAAAAAAGCUGUUACAAAAUUAUUUGAACAAAAACCACUGCCAUCAGCAACAAUUGUACAUUUCAAAGUAUCAACACAAGGAAUAACACUAACAGAUAAUUCAAGAAAAUUAUUUUUCCGUCGUCAUUAUCCAACAAAUAAUAUAAGCUAUUGUGGAUUAGAUGCUGAUGAAAGAACUUGGGAUUUUGUUAGUGAAGAAAGUGGAAGACCUCUUAGUACACAUCGUUGUUUUGGAUUUGUUGCAAGAAAACCAGUCCAUAAAACAGAUAAUCAGUGUCAUGUAUUUGCUGCACUUGAACCAGGCCAACCAGCAACAGCAAUUGUUAAUUUUGUCAACAAAGUUAUGAUGGGAAAUUCAGCAAUAAAGGCAAAUAUAGUUUAAAAUAAAAUCAAAAAUUAUUAUUUAAAAAAAAAAAUAUCUUUAUGAAGCCAAACUGAACCAGACUGAGCAUAUUUAAAAGAUAAUAUUUUAAAAAAAGAAUAAAUAAAUAAAGUAGCUCUUCAUAGUUAUCUAGAAGAAACGAAAAUAUAUAUUAUUUAUAUAAGAAAAAAAAGGAAUAAAUAAACGACGAUAAUAUUGACGACUCAUUCUAUUUAUUUUUUUCUUUCUAAUUCAGAAUGAGAUAAUAAUCAAAAUGCUUAAGAAAAAUGUGCCCGAUUACUAUAAAUAACGAUAAAAUUAUUAUCAAUAUAUUUUAUUUUUCUGUGCACUUAUAGUUAUAUAGAAAUUUAAAAAAAAAAAUAACAUUUAAUUCUUCACAGAGUUCAAAUCAAAUAGCGCCAUUGACCAGGCUUUUAUUUUAGAAUUUAGUUUUCGAAAUAAAAAUUAAUUAUGUACGUUGCAUGAUCGUUGAAGUGUCUAAAUUAUAAAUUAAUAAAUAUUAUUAACAAAUAAUAGUUUAAAAUAUAAUAAAAGCAAUUGUAAAUUGAAUUUAAAAAUUGACUAAAAAUUUCAAAGAAAUAUUUUGUUUCUCAAUUUCAAUGUAUGGAACAAUUGUUCAUAACUGUAAAUAACACUAAGGCCUUAGACGAAGAUGAAAAAGAAUAUAUUUAAACUGUUACAAAACGAAUUUAGAUUGAAAUAAAUACAAAAAAAAAGAAAUAUAUAUUU
Messenger RNA from Aphidius gifuensis, 6715 nucleotides. It is a transcript of the gene by, whose product is annotated as tensin-1. The record is from RefSeq and is a predicted model, not a curated record. Bases 1106 to 5986 code for a protein of 1626 amino acids. NCBI's taxonomy places the organism in Eukaryota, Metazoa, Arthropoda, Insecta, Hymenoptera, Braconidae. The transcript is spliced from 19 exons. Gene Ontology annotation, molecular function: protein binding.